Vidua chalybeata is the source of this 2364-nucleotide messenger RNA. Its product is annotated as 1-acyl-sn-glycerol-3-phosphate acyltransferase alpha-like. Gene Ontology annotation, molecular function: 1-acylglycerol-3-phosphate O-acyltransferase activity. The transcript is spliced from 7 exons. The record is from RefSeq and is a predicted model, not a curated record. NCBI's taxonomy places the organism in Eukaryota, Metazoa, Chordata, Aves, Passeriformes, Viduidae. The coding region runs from base 630 to 1880 and encodes 416 amino acids. Gene Ontology annotation, biological process: phosphatidic acid biosynthetic process. Gene Ontology annotation, cellular component: membrane; endoplasmic reticulum.
GUGAUUUUUCCAUUUCUGACCCCAGAUCUUUGGGAUUUUUGGGGCGCCUGACCCCAGCUCCCGCAGAGGGCACAUUUUAGGUUAAAUUUGGGUGUUUUUGGUGCCUCAGGCAGGAUGGAGCUGACACUGGGGGUCAGAUUUGGGGUGUUUUGGGGGCGAUUUUGCCAUUUCUGCCCCCAAAUCCCGGGGAUUUUCGGGGUGCCUGAGCCCAGCUCCCCCAGAGGAGAAAAAUUAGGGUUUCCCUGAAUUAAUUUAGGGUAAAUUUGGGGUUUUUUGGUGCCCCAGGCAGGAUGGAGGUGACACUGGGGGUCAGAUUUGGGGUGUUUUGGGGUGAUUUUGCCAUUUCUGACCCUGAACCUUUGGGAUUUUCGGGGUGCCUGACCCCAGAUCUUUGGGAUUUUUGGGGUGCCCGAGCCCAGCUCCCCCAGAGGGCACAUUUUGGGGUAAAUUUGGGUGUUUUUGGUGCCCAGGCAGGAUGGAGGUGACACUGGGGGUCAGAUUUGGGGUGUUUUGGGGCAAUUUUACCACUUCUGACCCCGAACCUUUGGUGUUUUCGGGGUGCCUGACCCCAGCUCCCGCAGAGGGCACAUUUUGGGUUGAAUUUGGGUGUUUUUGGUGCCCCAGGCAGGAUGGAGGUGACGGUGGGCACGGCGGCGCUGGCGCUGGCGCUGCUGCUGCUGCCCCUGCUCUACGAGCGCUGCGGCUCCUUCCGCUUCUUCUGCAAGAUGGGAUUCUACAACGGCUGGAUCCUGCUGCUGGCCCUGCUGGCCAUCCCGCUGUGCGCCCUGCGCGGCCGCGACGUGGAGAACAUGAAGAUCAUCCGGGGGCUGAUGCAGCACGUCAAGCGCCUCUACGGGAUCCGCAUGGAGGUCAGGGGGGCGCAGCACUUCCCCCCCCGCCAGCCCUACGUGGUGGUCAGCAACCACCAGAGCUCGCUGGACCUGCUGGGGAUGAUGGAGGUGCUGCCCGACCGCUGCGUGCCCAUCGCCAAGCGCGAGCUGCUCUACAUGGGCGCCGUGGGCGUCGUCUGCUGGCUCGGGGGCAUCAUCUUCAUCGACCGCAAGCGAACGCACGACGCCAUCAGCGUCAUGGCCGAGGCCGCCCACACCAUGCUCAGCCAGGACGUGCGGGUGUGGGUGUUCCCCGAGGGCACGCGCAACCACAGCGGCUCCAUGCUGCCCUUCAAGCGCGGCGCCUUCCACCUGGCAGUGCAGGCCCAGGUCCCCGUGGUCCCCAUCGUCAUCUCGUCCUACCAGCACUUCUACAGCAAGCGGGAGCGCCGCUUCACGGCCGGGCACUGCGUGAUCCAGGUGCUGCCGCCGCUGCCCACGCGGGGGCUGGGCCCGGCCGACGUCCCCGCGCUGACCGAGCGCGUCCGGGCCGCCAUGCUGGACGCCUUCGAGCGCCUGUCGGCCGAGCUGCGGCCCCCGGCCACGAGUGACCCCCGGAGUGACCCACGGAGUGACCCCCGGAGUGACCCACGGAGUGACCCACGGAGUGACCCACUGAGUGACCCAUGGAGUGACCCCCGGAGUGACCCCCGGAGUGACCCACGGAGUGACCCCCGGAGUGACCGAUGGAGUGACCAAUGGAGUGACCCACGGAGUGACCACCAGAGUGACCACCACAGCCCCACGGCCACAAGUGACCCCCAGAGUGACCCCCGGAGUGACCCCCAGAGUGACCAACGGAGUGACCCACGGAGUGACCCCCAGGGUGACCAAUGGAGUGACCGCCAGAGUGACCACCACAGCCCCGCGGCCACAAGUGACCUCCAGAGUGACCCCCGGAGUGACCCCCAGAGUGACCCACACAGCCCCACGGCUGCCCAGAGUGACCCCCAGCGCCCCACGGUGCCCCACGGGGGGACCCCGCAGUGACCCCCGGGCCUGUGGCCCCACGGGGGACCUGGCAGUGGGGCAGGGACUGACCCCCGAGUGGGGACAAAGUGACCCAUGGUGGGAUGUGGGGCUGACCCCCAAGGGGGGCCUGGACUGACCCCUAAGUGGGCAGGGACUGACCCCUAAGUGGGGCCCGGACUGAGCCCUAAGUGGGCAGGGACUGACCCCCAAGUGGGGCCCAGAGUGACCCCCAAGUGUGGCCACAACUGACCCCCAAGUGGGCACAGACUGACCCCCAAGUGGUGUCCGGAGUGACCCCACAGUGACCCCGCAGUGCCCCAUAGCGGGACCAGGCUGUGACCCACGGCUGGGGCGUGGCCGGGCGAGGUCGGUGCUGAUUGGCUGCUGCAGCCAAGCCCCGCCCCCUGGAUGAGGUGUAUUUAUUUUGGGGAGGGGGGUGCGGACUUUGCCAAAUUUCCCCCCCCUGGCUUUUAAUAAACCCCCCCCAAAUCCCCCCCCCAAA